Etheostoma spectabile (orangethroat darter) is the source of this 426-nucleotide messenger RNA. RefSeq names its product ribonuclease-like 3. The transcript has a single exon. Gene Ontology annotation, molecular function: nucleic acid binding; RNA nuclease activity. The record is from RefSeq and is a predicted model, not a curated record. Gene Ontology annotation, biological process: defense response to Gram-positive bacterium; defense response to Gram-negative bacterium; angiogenesis. The annotation marks the transcript as partial. Lineage: Eukaryota; Metazoa; Chordata; Actinopteri; Perciformes; Percidae.
AUCAACAUGAAGAGCUCUAUCUUUGCCGGUGUUCUGCUGCUCUCGGCUGCCGUGCUCUCUGUGGACGGAGAAACUGGAGUUCAAAGGUUUAAGAGACAACAUAUGAACAGGUGGAUGAGUAGUCAGGGUUGCACGUUUGAGAUACGCUCAAACAGAAUCAUGAACGACGACGGCUCCUGUAAGAAGAGAAACACCUUCAUCAAUGACUACUACGAUAAUGUGAAAGCCAUCUGUUCGCGUGGACAAAAGAAGGGUGGUAAUCUGUAUCAAAGCAACAAGCUCUUCAGUAUUGUUCAAUGCACACUCCAGUCUGGGACCAGGUUUCCAGACUGUGAGUACCGGAAUGAUUCACCAACCACAAGAAAGAAAAUUGUGAUUGGAUGUAAUGACUACCAACAACCUGUUCACUUUGAAGAAUUUAUGUAA